AAUGCGUAACUUUGCCUGUUACGUUGACUGUAUAAUAAACUUUGCUGACUUUUUCUUUUCUAAACAAUAACAUUUAACAUUGAAUGACCUUCAAAAGUAAUACAUAUAGCCAGUCCGAAGUCAAGCUGGUUCAUUUGAGAUUGCUGCGCGUCGAAAAUAGAAAUCUUAGCUGUAAAAUAAGACAUUAUUCAAGAUGGACGCCGGACAAGUGAGAUUCACGAACGUGGACUUUGCCGUGUUUGCUCUCAUGUUAUUCAUAUCUGUAGUGAUCGGAAUUUAUUAUGCCUUUACUGGAGGAAAACAGAAGACAACUGCGGAGUUCCUUUUAGCAAAUCGUGGUAUGAUGGCCGUCCCAGUCGCAUUGUCACUAUUGGCAUCUUUCAUGUCGGCCAUCACUAUCCUUGGUGUCCCGGCAGAGAUGUAUACGUUUGGGACUCAAUAUUGGAUGAUCAUAGUCUCUUAUGUUUUUCUUUUUCCUGUUGUUGCUCUGGUUUUUGUUCCUGUGUUUCGUGCUGUGGAAAUAACGAGUUCUUAUGAGUACCUAGAAAAACGGUUCUCAGUGGGCAUCAGAUCAAUUGCAAGCAUUAUGUUCAUUAUUCAAACGUGUCUCUACAUGGCUAUAGUAACGUAUGGUCCAUCAUUAGCUAUGGAAGCAGUGACAGGAUUUCCUGUGUGGGUUUCCAUCGUGGCCAUUGGUGUUGUGUGUACCAUUUAUACCAGUAUUGGUGGCAUAAAAGCAGUGAUAUGGAAUGAUGUUGUUCAAGUUCUAGUCAUGCUAGGAGGCCUUAUUGCUAUCGUUGUUGUUGGUAGUCAAAGGGUUGGAGGAUUUGGCAAAGUGUGGGACAUUUUGGACAAGGGACAACGUCUCAAAUUUUUUGACUUUAAUCCAGACCCAACUCAAAGGUUAUCUUUUUGGAGCCUAACUAUUGGUGGAGCCAUUGGGCUUUUUCCCCUCUGGGCUGUCAAUCAAACAGCAGUGCAAAGGUUUUUAUCAGCCAAGUCAGACAAGGAUGCAAGAAGAUCUGUGUGGCUCAAUGCUCCUUUGAGCAUCUUUGCUGUCUCUCUGUGUGCGUUAUGUGGUUGUGUCAUCUAUGCUUUUUAUCAUGAUUGUGACCCAAAAUCACAAAAGUUUAUAACAAAUGGAGAUCAGAUUUUGCCCUUUUUUGUGAUGCAUGUGUUGGGUGACAUUCAGGGUAUUGCUGGGCUCUUUGUGGCUUGUUUAUUCAGUGGAACCUUGAGUACGUUAUCGUCAGGGUUGAACUCCCUAGCUGCUGUAGUCCUCGAAGACAUCAUUAAACCCAUCAACAAAAAUCGCAAUACACAACUUCCCGACCACAGAGCAGCUAUUUACACGAAACUUCUCGCUUUGUUUUUUGGAAUCCUGACGAUUUCAUUGUCUUUCCUGGCAAUGAAAUUGGGCGCUAUCUUAACGACUUUCUACCGCGUGUUUGGAGUUGUUGGUGGUCCUGUGGUGAGCGUGUUUUUGCUGGGAAUCCUGACAAGGAAAGCGAAUGCAAGGGGUGCCUACGCUGGAUUAGUGUCUGGUCUUGCUAUUGGACUGUGGAUUGCUAUUGGCGCACAAAUCUACCGACCUCCCCUCUCCCUCCCUCCUGUGUCUACAAGUGGUUGUGCUGCGGGAUCAAACAUAACCCUAGCCACAUUUGUAAAUACUACAACUGCUAGCACACCUAUCAACAAAAGUUACGAAGGACUUGCUUUGUACAAAUUAUCUUUCCUUUGGUACAGUACAGCCUGCUCCCUUACGACAUUCAUUGUCGGUAUUAUAGUUAGUUAUAUAUUUCCAGGUGACCAUGACAGCGAAGCAGUAGAUCCUCGACUGUUGUUUCACUUCAGCAACUGCUUCAGAAAUAAGUCAGGCAUAGAAAAGUUGUGUCAAGAAUCGGACUACGAGGAAGCUGUCUUAACGGAACAUGAAACACCAGGUACAUACAGGGAACAGAAAUCGACGUCAUCGCUGUUUAACGUCACUUCCGUUUAAUAUCUGAGUCACGUGACACCUAGUCACCUUGGCGAGCCGGCUAUUUUUGACCUGUUUACAAGGCAACAAGCUUGUAAAGUCCAAAACCAGGAGAUCCCUAAACUCAACGAGUGGUAUCUUGCUCAAGAAGUAUUUGGACAGUAAAGCUUGGUAAAUUCGGAAUUUUGAAAGAUCGAUAGUUUUAUACAACUUUUUUCAUUGCACGAGUGUUGUGAUUGGAUCGUUUGUUUUUGUAUUUCGAUUCGGGUUCCGAGCACAAGCCACAGUAUAGAAUUUCUACCAAGGAUAGAAACAGAAUAAUAAUUUAAGGUAACCAAACAUUCUUAAAUAACCUGAAAUCGUUUAAAUUAUUCAAGUUUUCGCGUUUUUCUUUAAAAAUGGAUACCUCUUAUGACUUGCGCAUUUUGUACAUUACUUCUGUUUAAUCUUAUGAUUUUCUUCUAUAUCAUUAUUAUUUAUUAAAGUCGUGGGUUGUGAUUAAAAUAACUUGAAACAAUCCUGUUUAUUUACAAGGGUGAGUAAUUACAUGUAAUAUUUUUUUUACAUUGUUUAUCUAACCAACACAAAUAAAGGAAAUUCUGAUGGAAA
This is a messenger RNA of Actinia tenebrosa (Australian red waratah sea anemone), 2587 nucleotides long. Its product is annotated as sodium-coupled monocarboxylate transporter 1. NCBI's taxonomy places the organism in Eukaryota, Metazoa, Cnidaria, Anthozoa, Actiniaria, Actiniidae. Gene Ontology annotation, cellular component: membrane. Gene Ontology annotation, molecular function: symporter activity. The record is from RefSeq and is a predicted model, not a curated record. Gene Ontology annotation, biological process: sodium ion transport; transmembrane transport.